AAAAAUUUAAACUAAAAUUACAAUUAGAUAACGAAGACUGUAAAAUUCCCAAGGAAAGAGAAAGGCUGAAUACUCUUUCUUUGGGAAGACGACGUCGUUUGUUACGGGCUGGCUGCUUUUAUUGCCAGCACUUUAAGCUUAAGCGUAUUGGUGUGUCUUUUUUUUGGGAAGAACUGUUAAUGCUCACCUCUUUCACCAGGCUUUUGCCCUUUGCUCUCGUUAGAAAAUCCAUCAAACUUCCAUGUUGUGACGUGCUUUUUCAAUGCUGUAAGACCCAGUAUGCGUUUUCCACUACCCAUUACUCCAAACUCACUUGUGAUGAUUCAUGGCUUUUUCAAUCCCUUUCUCUAAGUAGACUUCAGGAGGCACGUAAACUGCUUGAGAAAUUGUAUGAGAGAGAUGGGCGUGGUGGUGUUGUUCAUUGGACUUCAUUGCUCACGAGAUACACCAAAAGUGGAUAUGUCAAUGAGGCUCGGAUGCUCUUUGAGAUCAUGCCUGAGAGGAACAUUGUUACUUAUAAUGCUAUGUUGUCUGGUUAUGUGCAAACUGGGAGGUUGUCUGAAGCUUGCCAAUUCUUUGAAGAGAUGCCAGAGAGGAAUGUUGUGUCGUGGACUUCAAUGCUUUGUGGAUUGGCAGGUGUUGGAAGGAUUCAUGAGGCUUGGAGCUUGUUUAAUGCAAUGCCAGAGAAGAAUAUUGUUUCUUGGAAUUCAAUGAUUGCUGGGUGGAUUAGGAACGGGGAUUUGGAGAGAGCAAGGCUGGUUUUUGACCAAAUGAAAGUGAAGAAUAUAGUUUCUUGGAAUGCUAUGAUUGCAGGGUACACAGAGAACUGUAGAAUGGAAGAAGCAAGAGUUUUAUUUGAUGAGAUGCAAGAUACGAAUGUGAUUACUUGGACUAGUAUGAUUUCUGGUUAUUGUAGGUCUGGCAAUGUGGAUGAGGGGUAUACUUUGUUUAGAAGAAUGCCUGAGCGAAAUCUUGUAUCUUGGACGGCCAUGAUUGGUGGGUUUGCUUGGAAUGGCUUCUAUGAAGAAGCACUGUUGCUGUUUCUUGAAUCAAAGGGGAGCUAUGGCAUAAAACCAAAUGGAGAGACCUUCAUAUCACUUGCUUAUGCUUGUGCUGGUAUAGGUAUGCCAUGUCUUGGAAAGCAGCUGCAUUCACAGUUGAUUGUUAAUGGUUGGGCCUAUGAUGAUUAUGAUGGCAGGUUAUCUAAGAGCCUCAUUCAUAUGUACUCUACAUGCGGUAACAUGGACCUUGCAAACUUCAUUUUUAGGAAGAACUUGAAUAAUGUUACUGUUCAGUCUCUUAAUUCUAUGAUCAAUGGUUACAUUCGGAUUGGACAAUUGGAAAGGGCUCAAAAUUUGUUUGACAAGGUACUGAUCCGAGAUAAGAUCUCUUGGACUUCUAUGAUUGGUGGGUAUUUUAGUGUCGGACAAGUUCCAAAGGCAUGUCAUAUGUUUUGGAACAUGCCAGAUAAAGAUGCAAUUGCAUGGACAGCAAUGAUUUCAGGGCAUGUCCAAAAUGAGCUUUUUGCAGAAGCUAUCAAUUUAUUUUCAGAAAUGUGGACUCGGCGUGUUUUACCCUUAAAUUCUACUUAUUCUACUCUUCUUGGAGCCACAGGUGCAAUGGCGUAUCUUGACACUGGAAGACAGUUCCAUUGCCUGCUGAUAAAAACACAUUAUGAAUUUGACUUGAUUCUUGAUAACUCGCUGCUUUCAAUGUAUGCCAAAUGUGGGGAGAUACAUGAUGCAUAUAGCAUAUUCUCAUAUAUGGCUUCUCGGGAUUUGAUUUCUUGGAAUUCCAUAAUCAUGGGGUUUUCGGUUCAUGGGCUUUCCAAUGAGGCUCUGGAGAUGUUUGAAGCCCUGGUGGAAUCUGGGAUCCUCCCGAAUUCUGUAACCUUCCUGUCCAUUCUAUCAGCAUGCAGUCAUGCAGGGUUCGUUGGUAAAGGGUGGGAAAUUUUUACUGCUAUGACCAAUGUUUAUGCCAUUGAACCAGGUAUGGAGCAUUACAUUUGUAUGAUUAACCUUUUAGGCCGAGCUGGGAAAGUAGAGGAAGCAGAAGAAUUUGUCUUGAAACUACCUUUUGAAUCAGGUCAUGCUAUCUGGGGGGCAUUGCUUGGUGUAUGUGGGAUUGGUGAGUCAAAUGCCAAGGUCGCUGAACAUGCGGCCAAACGGCUCCUUGCAUUGGAUCCUUUAAAUGCACCUGCCCACGUAGUACUCUGUAACUUAUACGCCGCAAAUGGACAGCAUGUUGAGGAGAAGAUGUUAAGGAGGGAGAUGGGAUUGAAAGGAGUGAGAAAGGUUCCUGGAUGCAGUUGGAUACUGCUUAAAGGGGAAGUUCGUGUUUUCCUCUCGGGAGAUAAACUAAAACCAGAGGCAUAUGAGAUUCUGCUGCUAUUAUUCAAUACAGUUGGUGAAUCAUGAAAGCAAAAUGAGAUAUUCGAAGUUAAAUGUUCCUAACUAGAAGUAUAAUAUAUGCAAAGAUGUAGUCUGUGUAGAAGAUAAUUUGAAUUUAAUUUUCAGGA
Messenger RNA from Ziziphus jujuba (common jujube), 2518 nucleotides. RefSeq names its product pentatricopeptide repeat-containing protein At1g32415, mitochondrial. Gene Ontology annotation, biological process: RNA modification. The record is from RefSeq and is a predicted model, not a curated record. The transcript has a single exon. Bases 180 to 2417 code for a protein of 745 amino acids. Lineage: Eukaryota; Viridiplantae; Streptophyta; Magnoliopsida; Rosales; Rhamnaceae. Gene Ontology annotation, molecular function: protein binding; RNA binding.